CAGCGCUUUACGACAGUUGCUUUGCGGCAGCUUGGGAGGAGGAAGAUGGCGGCCACCUUAGUAGCUCCUCGGGCAGCGGGACCGGCACCAGCAUGGGGACCAGAAGCCUUUGCCCCCGACUGGGAAGGCCGGGAAGUCUCCACAGGGACCACUAUUAUGGCCGUGCAGUUCGACGGGGGCGUGGUUUUGGGAGCCGACUCCAGAACUACCACUGGGUCCUACAUUGCCAACCGAGUGACUGACAAGCUGACCCCCAUUCAUGACCGAAUCUUCUGCUGCCGCUCAGGCUCGGCAGCUGAUACCCAGGCAGUAGCUGAUGCAGUCACUUAUCAGCUUGGCUUCCACAGCAUUGAACUGAAUGAGCCUCCACUGGUACACACAGCUGCCAGCCUCUUUAAGGAGAUGUGUUACCGAUACCGAGAAGAGCUCAUGGCAGGAAUCAUCAUUGCAGGCUGGGACCCUCAAGAGGGAGGACAGGUGUACUCAGUGCCCAUGGGAGGUAUGAUGGUUAGGCAGUCCUUCGCCAUUGGGGGUUCAGGGAGCUCCUACAUCUAUGGUUAUGUUGAUGCUACCUACCGGGAAGGCAUGACCAAGGAAGAGUGUCUGCAGUUCACUGCCAACGCUCUUGCUUUGGCCAUGGAGCGGGAUGGCUCAAGUGGAGGGGUGAUCCGCCUGGCAGCCAUUGCAGAAUCAGGGGUAGAGCGGCAGGUACUUUUGGGAGAUCAGAUCCCCAAAUUCAGCAUCGCCACUUUACCACCUCCUUAACUACUGGGACCCUAGGAUAUGAUAGGAGGCACCCCACACACAUACUAAAUCCAAUAAACACUUUGUUAAAGAGAA
Messenger RNA from Erinaceus europaeus (western European hedgehog), 840 nucleotides. It is a transcript of the gene PSMB6, whose product is annotated as proteasome 20S subunit beta 6. Gene Ontology annotation, cellular component: proteasome core complex. The coding region runs from base 46 to 765 and encodes 239 amino acids. The transcript is spliced from 6 exons. The record is from RefSeq and is a predicted model, not a curated record. NCBI's taxonomy places the organism in Eukaryota, Metazoa, Chordata, Mammalia, Eulipotyphla, Erinaceidae. Gene Ontology annotation, molecular function: threonine-type endopeptidase activity.